Messenger RNA from Penicillium angulare, 2166 nucleotides. Its product is annotated as putative C6 transcription factor. The transcript is spliced from 9 exons. NCBI's taxonomy places the organism in Eukaryota, Fungi, Ascomycota, Eurotiomycetes, Eurotiales, Aspergillaceae. Gene Ontology annotation, cellular component: nucleus. Gene Ontology annotation, biological process: DNA-templated transcription; positive regulation of transcription from RNA polymerase II promoter by galactose. Gene Ontology annotation, molecular function: zinc ion binding; DNA-binding transcription factor activity, RNA polymerase II-specific; RNA polymerase II cis-regulatory region sequence-specific DNA binding. The record is from RefSeq and is a predicted model, not a curated record. The coding region runs from base 1 to 2166 and encodes 721 amino acids.
AUGUCACAGCCGGCUCAUCCCCCUAAACGCCGACGUGCAGUUUUAGCCUGCCAUUCGUGUCGUCACCGGAAAUCCCGGUGUGAUGGAGGUCGACCGUGCACUCAAUGCAAAGAGCUCGGGUGCGACUGUGUUUACCAGGAUGUUGGAGCAUCAAACAAUCUGACAGUGGAGAAAAGUUAUUUGGCUCGCCUUGAACAUCGAAUCCAAGAUAUUGAGGCUUCUAUUCGCAGAUUGGAGCAAAGCCAGGGAGAAACACCUUCCCCGACGACCGUAAAUGGAUCUACACCGGCGUUGAAGCAAACAACAGGGAAUGGAAGGGAAGCGUUUCAGAUGUCUAAACCAGACCACCAUGCGCCUUCUUCUCAUGCAAUUGCCCCGGGAGGAAGAGCCGAAUUCGGCGAAAUUGAUACCUCCGAGAACUCAAUUGAUGGAAUGGGCGCUAUGAAUUUCACGGAUGAAGAGGAUUGCCCAUCUUCCAAUAUCGCAUUCAUGCGACAUAUUUCUCGUGCCCUUGCACGAGGAAGUCAACAAAGAAACGGUAUCACCUCCAUAUCUUCUCCUCAAAUCGGUGGGGGCAUGUUGAAUGUUUCAAGAUCUUGUCCAUCACCAGGUGAUUCCCGAAGUAAACCUUCAGCAACAGGCAAGGUCGAGAUCAACAUCUUUGCAUUACCUUCGGAGCAGCGCACCUGGCAUCUGGUUCAAAUAUACUUUGAAAAGACCGGUCAACUUUUACCGUUCAUCCACGAGUCGUCAUUCUGCGAAACAUACUUUCGAAUGAAAGAAGAUAAUUUCAAGCGAGUACGUCGAACAUGGCUAGGUUUACUCAACAUUAUUCUAGCCAUUGCUACAAGUCUUCACACUGAAGGUGAUUUGCCUGCUGGGCAAAGAAUUCAAGAGUCAGAUAUUCACUUCCAGAGAGCAAAUGGGCUCUGUGAUAAAGACUCGAAACGUAACGCUAGUCUUGAAAUGGUUCAAUACUUGUUGGUUCUGGGUCAAUAUCUUCAGGGAACCCAGAAAUCGGUCCAAGCAUGGACAACGCAUGGCCUGGCUAUCUCCGCUGCUUUUCAGCUUGGUUUGCACUCACCGGAAGCCAAUCGACGCUUUUCUCCCGUAGAGAGUGAAAUUCGCAAGCGAACCUGGUACGGUUGCAUUCUACUCGAUCGAACGUUGAGUAUGACAUUUGGUCGACCCUGUACUAUUCCGGAAUCAUAUGUGAAAUUGGAUAUGCCUGUGAAAGAUAUGCAAGUUUUAGCGAACUCUUCACAAUCCGACGCACAUCCCCAAUUAGAUGGUUGGUUCUUUACAGCGGCAAUUCAGAACUUGGGAUUUGAGCAUCCACCGACUGCAGCAAAUGCGGUGCCUCAAAUCCUCGAGGGAGAGCGUCAACUCGAGGAAUGGCGCUUUUCAAUUGUACCAUCACUUGGUAUCCGGCUCUGGCACGAGCCCUUGCUCUCAAAAAAUUUGGCACAGCUGGACCCUGAAUCAACCAUUCGCCACCGAUUCGGAAUCGUACUCUCCGUGAGAUAUCAUAAUUUACGCAUUCUUCUCUACCGGCGAUUUCUGGAAAGCUACUUGGAUUCAUAUAAUGCAGAUGACUCAAUUUCAUCAGAAAAUAAGCUUGUCCAGCAGAUGGGGUUUACAGGGGUACAGAACUGCGUCGAGUCUGCCAUAUCGAUUAUCUCCACCGUCUACACCAUCACUUCCUCUGGUGGCUGGCAUCGAGGUCUGCUCGGUGCGUGGUAUUAUUCUUUAUACUAUACUUUUAAUGCGGGACUGGUGAUAUUUGGCGCUCUUCUAGUCUCUUCCAAAGAACGCCAGUGCAACCCAGACCAAUGGCGUUCUAUAGAAAACUCGCGACAAUAUCUCGACCUCGCUGCGGACGCGCUACGCCAUCUAGAUUCGGGAAAUCGUGUCAUUGAGCGAUGUGUUGAAUAUUUAGCACAGCUUUCUAUGAUGCUCAAGGCCACCACUUCAGAAAAGCCCAGCAGUUUGGCCAGUACUAGCAAUGUGCAAGCUCCAUUGAAUGGCCCGCCAAUCUUCUCAGCGGACAAUGCAGAUUAUCCUAUGUGGUCCAACGUGGAUCUUGGAGAAUUUAUGAUGGACAACGAUUUGGACUUCCUAGGUCAGAUGUUUAAUCUUAAUCACCCGCACGGCCCUUCAAUAUAG